UACGUGAAACUAAAGAUAGAACUGCAGAAAGGAGAACCCGAGACCGGGAAGAACGAUAACUCAUUCAGCACAACAAUUGCUCAAACAUGGCGUCCGAGAGCAUUGGCCUCGAUGAUAUCAUUGCUACGAUGCUGUCGAUGGGAUUUGAAUUUCAAGACUGUCAAGAGGCAGUAACAAAUGGCAAACUCACUGUGCAAGCAGCAAUUGAUUGGAUCUUGGCUGGGAAACCUGGAAAUGUCAAUGCGAGACCAGCCCCGUCACUGAAUUUGACUCAAGGUCGGAACACAGGCCUCCCGUUGAGCAACCAGAGUAACCCAUUUGUCCCAGGAAACACUGAUACUUUUGUAGGCUCGUCAGAAGUGAGCCAGUCGUCCUCCUCUUUUGCUAUGGGUCUUGAUCAGGAAGAUGACCCUAUAGUCAGCAGAUCUCAUCUUUCUGAAAAGCAGCAGCAGAUUAAGCAGGACUUUGAAGAGAAAGAGAGACAGGAAGCCCGAAGAAAAGUAGCUGAGGAAAAGCUAAAAAAGAAAAAGGAACGGGAGAGAAUUCUGAAAGAGAUUCAAGAGGACAGAGAGAAACAAAAGGUAACAAAAUCUCAAGCUGGGGGAGCUCUCAGUGGUGCCACUGCAGGGCCUACUGAACAGCCAAAGGAUGAAUUGGCAGCUAAACAGGGGACAGAGAAUGUAUCUGAUACAGCCAAUAUACAGGUCAGGCUUCCUUCUGGUCAGAUGUUCCGACAGACUUAUCCAGCCUCUACCUCCCUGAACACUGUGUGGGAUAGUGUCUACAGCAAAAUCAAGACUGCAAUGAAUGCUUAUUCAGGUUUUAUUCAGCCUUUCCCCAGACGGGAAUUUUCUAAACCUGAAAUGGGCCAGAGUCUGAAGGAAUUGGGUUUGGUUCCGUCUGGUUCUUUAGUGUUGAAGAAGAGGGAUGUGAAUCAAGCAUCACCGGAAGAAGUGGCUCAGCCUCCUGCUGUGAUGAUGGCUUUGGAUCAAGCAGAACGAGAGCAGCAGGAGGCAGAUGAUGAAGCAAUGGAGGUGGAGGACGAUGGCCAUAAUUGGGGGCGUGGAAAUCGUGUUGAGGGAGGAGAGGAGGUGGUUGGGGAGGACAUGGUUGAACAACAUGGAGCUGGUGGAUACAAUCCUUUUGAACACAUACCAGGUUUGGGGGAUAAUCCUAUUUUGGGAAAUCACCUCAUGGGAGGACCAGGACAUAAUCCAGGUGGUGCGUUUGAAGGAUUCGGAAAUCGUUUGGUUCCUGAAGGUGUUCCUGGCGAUCAUGGCAACCACCUUAACAGAAGGGCCUCUGAAAUGGCAGCUGAGGCCGCUGCCCAAAGAUUUGCCCUCCCUCGUGCCCCAGCAGAAGAGUCUAGUUCUCAUUCAGAGCUGGUCUACAAUGUAUCAACCUUGCAAAAUUCUGCCAUGAAUCUCCUUGCUCAUCGACUAACAGACCCACGCCAACCAAUCUUUUCUGUAUCUGGACUUCCUGAGCAUUUACUGCAAGCUUUUCUGGCUUACUUGAAGAAAGAGAGACUUCUUAAACCAAAAAUUAUGCAUCUCAUUCCUAGUUACUUGUUGAAGUUGGACUUGGAUUACUACCCGUACACAACCAAUGAGCUGCUUCAUACAGCUAGGAUAUUUGUUCAUUUGCACAUCCUGAGUCUCAAUUCCUGCUCACUGAUCACAGAUACGGGGCUUAAUUGCAUCAAAGGGAUGAAGGCUCUCAAGGUAUUGAACUUGUGCUCGUGCAGCCAAAUCACAGAUGCCUGUUUUGCUAUUGUGAAAAAUCUGGGGUCCUUGCAAACUUUAAGUCUUGAUGGCACAAGAGUCACUAACGCUGGUGUCAUACAAUUCUCACAGUCAGCACAAAAUCUCCACUUGUUACAUCUGGAUCUCAGCAGGACAAAUGUCACACAUGACAUUUUUACCUCUCUCCAAAAUUUUAAAAUGCUCAAGUCUCUCAUUUUGAAGCAAAGCAAGAUAUCAAGCUUGUCUGGAGUAGAAGGCAUUGUCAGUCUGGAGAAUUUGGAUGUGUCCGAGACACAGAUUGUGACAGAUUCUAUUUUAUGCAUCACCCGUCACCCUCGUCUGUGUAACAUUAGCUUAGCAGGGACCUUGGAUGUGCACGGAGACAGAGCUCUCAAUUAUUUGAAAGACAUGAAGCUGACUUCACUUCUCCUGCCCUCCCGAAGCUCAACUUCCAAUAUUGGCUUGUCUUAUAUUUCAGGAUUUCACCUUAGCACCCUUGACUUGACAAAUUACACUAACAUCAGCAAUGAGGGAAUGGUGCAUGUUGGUAAGAUAAUCAGCCUGAAAAAAUUACUUCUCACCAAUACCAAAGUGUCAGAUGAAGGAGUACUACAUUUGAAAGAUCUUGUACAUUUGGAGGUAUUGUUUCUGGACCGUACUCUGGUCACAGGUGCUGGGGCAAGUGUUGUGGCCAAUUUCAAGAAUUUGACUGAACUCAGUUUGUCUGGUACAAGUGUGACAGGUGACUUUCUGAAGCAAGGAAUUCUGAACAAAUGUUUAAACCUUACCAAGUUGAAUUUAAGCAGAACUAUCAUUGGUGACAAAGGAAUAGCAGAACUCAAGGUGCCAUACCUUCAGCUCUUGAACUUAGACUGCACUCGUGUUCAUCCGUACGCACUCAGUGUGAUCCAGACCAACUGCCCCAACGCCAAGUCCAUCACUCUCUCAAACCUCUCUUCAGUUGAUGAACAGGAAGAGAAUAUGUAGAUAAAUCCAAUGGGUAGACUUGGCUGUACUGUGAUACAUUAAGACAGCAUCAAUUGUUAUAUCACAGAUCUACACAACAGUUAUCACCUCAAAGGUUCCAGUUUUCAAGAAUUAUCAAAAUGGAGGAUGUAAAGUGAAUAUGGUCUCAGUCUCAUCUGGAUUACAAAGAGCUACUUGGGGUACCACUUUAACGAGGGCAAAAUUAUUUUCUGCUAUUCUUCUUUCCUCCCUUCUCCACGUUCUCCCAUAAAGUCUCUAACAUUCCAGCAUUGAGGUAGUUGACCUGUGGGCAUUAUUAAGGCAUUUGUCAGAGUAAAAAGUUACACCACUGUGCCAAGUGAAUUUCAGAGCUUCACAUUGGGUAAGGCAAUUGGGGCACAGCAAUGUGGGGUCACAGUAUUUAGUGAAGUGGAAACUUUUGUGAAUCUGAGAGACGUUGGUUCAGCAGUGCAGAGGCUCUCAUGUUUUUCUCUCUCUAUAGAAAAUUUUGAUCAGUCAAAAGCAGAAUCUAAGGAGAUACUUUUUAGGGGGGUAAAAGCUUAAUGUGAUUUCAAGUGAACAGGUUUUAGGAAUUUGGGGUCUUAAGUGGAGACUACCGUAUUCUUUUUAAUUUAAGAUUAAUAUUGACAAAUUUUUAUAUGAUUUUCUUCCCAUGACAAUGAUUGCUGAUCAAUGAUCCAGGAUGAUGCAUAAUUGCCUCUAUUAUUUUAGUCAAUUUUUGCCUCAGGGAAAUGCUGUUUAAAAUGAAGUGCCACUGUUGAAUGGCAUUGUAACAACCACCCAUGUGUCCUUUAAUUUAAAGUUUUGAUUAUGUGUUAGAUAAAUACUUUUUACAAGAUUCUGCAAGUACUUUUUGAGUACUGUGGUACUUGUAUUUUGUAAAAUAAUGUUAGAGUAGGGGGAAAACUUCUUACUUUCUGCGUAUUGAGUAAAGUUCAUCUCUUUUUUCUCCUCCGUUCCCUUCCCUUUUAGAGCUGCUUUAAAUUCAAAGCCCUUAUAUGUGUGGAUAAGUGCUUCCUAGAACUUCUGAAUGAUCUGUCAGGGUGGCCUGCAUUAAUAGUUUCUGGUGAAAGUUUUUAAAAUUAGAAAUAUUAGUUAAAUCAAAGGUUUUCUUUCAUUUAAAGGUUUGUUGAAAAUGCAAGUGAGACGAAGACAUUUAUAGCAGUUAGGCCUAUAGUAAAAAGAUGUGUUUAAUUAUGCGUGAAGAAAUGAACCAGGUAUUGAAAUUGUAGUUGUAGUUUACAGGACAGAUUGCUACAAACGUGUCAUUAUUAUUGUUCUUUUCUUCAAAAAGGAAGAUUAAUGAAGUAUAUAUCUUUAAAUCUUGCUUUGGUUGAACUGAAGUUAUGCUCUCUAUGGUGAAUUACAGUCAAACCCCGUGAUACGGCCUACCUAUGAACAAGCAUGAAGUCCGUGGUACAUCAGGGCUGGUGGUAUAACAGGAUAGCACCGAUUGCCAACUUGAUUCGUGGCAGACUGGUAGAGACCAGAGACAAACUAACUGUGAGUCGAUCUGGCUCCUGAGAUUGCAAUUCGCAGGGAAAAAACGAGUAGCAACUAGUUACAUGUGCAGCUUCAGUUGACCUUUACCCUUUACGUUAAUUCAGAUCUGCCAGAUCAUAAGCUAAUCUAUAUAUUUUAACUCAUUCGCUACGUAUUAUUUUCGGCUUGUGGACGAAUUCUUUUCGGGAGGGCGAAAUGAGAUGAUGACUAGUGCGCAGUUCACAGGUCUUGGGGGCCAUAAAUUCAAAUAAAUAUCAAC
Aplysia californica (California sea hare) is the source of this 4494-nucleotide messenger RNA. RefSeq lists its product as uncharacterized. Gene Ontology annotation, molecular function: protein binding. The coding region runs from base 87 to 2732 and encodes 881 amino acids. The record is from RefSeq and is a predicted model, not a curated record. Lineage: Eukaryota; Metazoa; Mollusca; Gastropoda; Aplysiida; Aplysiidae. The transcript is spliced from 24 exons.